Aaosphaeria arxii CBS 175.79 is the source of this 1470-nucleotide messenger RNA. RefSeq names its product ADP,ATP carrier protein-like protein. Gene Ontology annotation, biological process: mitochondrial ATP transmembrane transport; mitochondrial ADP transmembrane transport. NCBI's taxonomy places the organism in Eukaryota, Fungi, Ascomycota, Dothideomycetes, Pleosporales. Gene Ontology annotation, cellular component: mitochondrial inner membrane. The transcript is spliced from 5 exons. The record is from RefSeq and is a predicted model, not a curated record. The coding region runs from base 55 to 1005 and encodes 316 amino acids. Gene Ontology annotation, molecular function: ATP:ADP antiporter activity.
CUCUUCUCAUCUCCACCCUUUUCGACCGACUUCGCAGCAGUCGUCUCAUUCAAAAUGGCCGUUAACCAGGGAGACAAGUCCGUCUUCGGCUUGCCCGGCUUUGCCGUGGACUUCUUGAUGGGUGGUGUUUCCGCCGCCGUCUCGAAGACUGCUGCCGCUCCUAUCGAGCGUGUCAAGCUCCUCAUCCAGAACCAGGAUGAGAUGCUCAAGUCUGGUCGUCUUGACCGCAAGUACGACGGUAUCGUCGAUACUUUCCGCCGCACUUCACAGGCUGAGGGUGUCCUCUCCCUCUGGAGAGGUAACACCGCCAACGUCAUCCGUUACUUCCCCACCCAGGCCUUGAACUUCGCUUUCCGCGAUACCUACAAGUCCAUGUUCGCUUUCAAGAAGGAGCGUGAUGGUUACGCCAAGUGGAUGGCCGGUAACUUGGCCUCCGGUGGUGCCGCUGGUGCCACUUCCCUCCUCUUCGUCUACUCCCUCGACUACGCCCGUACCCGUCUUGCCAACGACGCCAAGUCCGCCAAGAAGGGUGGUGAGCGUCAGUUCAACGGUCUCGUCGAUGUCUACAAGAAGACCCUCGCUUCCGACGGUAUUGCCGGUCUCUACCGUGGUUUCAUGCCCUCCGUCCUCGGUAUAGUCGUGUACCGUGGUCUGUACUUCGGAAUGUACGACUCCAUCAAGCCCGUCCUCCUCGUCGGUUCCCUCGAGGGUAACUUCUUGGCCUCUUUCAUGCUCGGAUGGGCCGUCACCACCGGUGCCGGUAUCGCCUCUUACCCUCUUGACACCAUCCGUCGUCGUAUGAUGAUGACCUCCGGUGAGGCCGUCAAGUACAAGUCUUCCCUCGAUGCUGCCCAGAAGAUUGUCGCCGCUGAGGGUGUCAAGUCUCUCUUCAAGGGUGCUGGUGCCAACAUCCUCCGUGGUGUCGCCGGUGCUGGUGUGCUCUCCAUCUACGACCAGGUGCAGCUCAUCCUCUUCGGCAAGAAGUUCAAGGGUGGAUCUGGUUAAGCGUCUCACUCUUCCGAUACCCCUUUCCAAGAAUGAUGUGGUGAAAAAUAAUAACGGGGAGGCGCAGGGGUCAGCGCGUGUGGUGGUAGUGGUAGAUUGAUUAGAGCAAUAACAAGCCCGAUUUGGGCGGGGAUUGCUCUGGUACACGAAAAGCACGACGGCGGUGGUAACACACCUUGUACUUUACUUUGCCUGGCACCUCCCAUUUCCCUAAUCCAGCACCCUGUAUUACACAACGUCAUCAUCGGCUGGCAUUGCUUUUGUCUGAUUUACCCUUUCCUUAACUAUAUUCCGGUCUUCGUCAAUUUGGUGUCGGCGGGGGGAAAAUAGUCAACAAUAGAGUUCGUCGAUUUGUUAACUCGAGAUCAAUUGCUACAUGUGAUGCUACUACUCUGACAUUGAUGACCUUCCGAGCCUGAUGAGCUUCCGUUGAUUCAUAUGCUAUCGGCAUUCCCCAACUUCAAU